Sphaeramia orbicularis (orbiculate cardinalfish) is the source of this 2318-nucleotide messenger RNA. It is a transcript of the gene ccdc175, whose product is annotated as coiled-coil domain containing 175. Bases 108 to 2318 code for a protein of 736 amino acids. Lineage: Eukaryota; Metazoa; Chordata; Actinopteri; Kurtiformes; Apogonidae. The transcript has a single exon. The record is from RefSeq and is a predicted model, not a curated record.
UGUUGUCAUGUUGUCAUGGUGAUGCCAGACAUGAGUUAUUGGUGGUAGCUGAACGGUAAACUUGAAAACGGUAGCGGUUAGAGCAAAAGACAGACGUUGAGUUAAACAUGGCUUCUCGACCUCUCCUCGACUUUCCGGCCGUAGUGACUGCUCUGGAGAAUUUAAAGAAACUAGACAACGAGCUAAAAGAGGAAGGAAUACGACCUGAGGUCAGGCUGCACCUGACCGAGAUAAACAGCGCAAUCACGGAGUUGGAGGCGAACAGGCGCGCUGCCCAUGAACAAUUAGAAGUGGCAACCAUCGAAAACAGCAAGCUAAGGCAUCAGUGUAAUAAUACCACAGAGUGGACACAUCAGGGUAUCAUGGCUGAUGUAGCAGCAGCCAGAGCAUCUAAUGCUGAGGAGAUGGAGCAGCUGCACAAUGAUCUACUGGCUACCUCACAGCUACAAAAAGCUACUGUAAAGAGGCAGGAAGCACUUCUAGCCCAAAAUGAGGACCUGCGUCCAGAUCGAGAUCAGGUUAAAGCAGAACACGAGGAUGCAGUUGCAGCCCUGAACCAAGCAAUCACCCGAAAGUACUCCUCACAGAAGCAUCUGGAUAAGAUAAAGGAGAAAGUAAAUGAUCUCAAGUCAUUAAUUGCUGCUUUUGAACAGGAUAAAAUAACUCUACAGCAAAAUACUGCACUUGAGAGAGAUUCUUUUGCAGAAAACAUAGACAACCUGUCCAAAGAGAUGGUUCGGACUGACAAGGAUAUCAAGCUGCAGAGACAAGAGACAAAGAGUAAAAGAAGAGAACUGGGAAGAGUUAAUGAGAAGAAACAAAACGCCAACAAGAGCCUUGAAGAACUCAGAAUUGAAAUGGUGAAGACAGAGAGCAGUGUGCAAAAACUGACAACAUCUAGGGACCAGUAUGAGAAACAAUUGAAAGGGGAGAUCCAAAUGUACCAGGACCAAAAUACACAGAGGGAGACCCUAAAGAGGGAGUUGUGUGAGAUGAGUGAGGCCUUUCUUAUCACUGUUCAACAACUUAAAGAGGACAUUGCAGCAUUAGAAAAUAGAAUGGUGGUGGGUAGAGCUUCAAGGAUCUACUGGCAAGACACCAUGGCUAAAAUUUGUGAGGUUUUUAAAUGUCAACAUGAGGAGGAGACUGAAGUAAGAGAAAAACAUAGCUACACCUCAAAGCAGCUAGAGAAGUCCAAGUCAGAGCUGGAGGAGCGCAUUGCAUCCAUAGUCAAACACAGGCAAGAGGUCAAACAGAUGGACAAGCUCAUUGGUGAACUUGUAGAAGCUGAGACCAUUAACAAGCAUAUGUUUGACAGGCAUCAAGAUGAGUUGUAUGGCAACAUGAAUACAGAGAAGAAACGCGUAAGCCAUUAUGAGGAGGAGAAAAAGCAGCUGGGGCAGCUGUUGGAGGAGGGAAAGAGGAAGCAGGAGGAACAUGUGGUGAAAAUGAAUUUGGAUAUUAGCGUGGUGAGGAGGAGAUGCGAGGAGUUUCAGCAAGAAGAGGACACCCUCCAUCAGCACCACCCCUUGAGCAACGAUGUUGUUCUGCUGAUGAACUAUGUGAUCCAGUGUAAGGCAGACUGCAAACAAAGAGAGACCAGACAGAGAGAGGAAAUAGAGCAGUGCUCUGCAGAGACUGAGAGGGUCAUGAGGAGCUGUGAGGAGAAGCAGAGGGAAAUUGAAGAGAAAGAGGAGGCACUGAAAGAGGUGGAGGCUGGGUGGAAUGAUGAGUUGUGCAAACACGUGGGGCUGAAUAAGCUUAUCUCUGAUCAAAGGGAGAAGAGGGGUGAUUUGGAGCUGUUGAUCAAGGGUCUGAAGGAGAACACCAUCUCUCUGCUUCAAUGUAAAGAGGAGAAGGAGGAAGAAUUGAAGGCUAUACGAGCAAGAUGCAUUGACCUGUUUGACAAACAGGUCUCACAGCUGCAGUGCGUAGAGAUGAGCAUCUUCAACAGCAGGGUGAAACUGGAGCAGGUUGGUGUGGAGAACAGCAGGUUGAAGCUUCAUAUCCAACAGAUGAGAGAGUAUAUGACCAGAGCUGGGCAGGACAAAGACAGAUACCUACAGGAGGCUCAGCAGUUCAGAGAGGACACAAACGCUUUGUUUGAGAGUCUACAGGAAGCCUGGAGAGAGGAUUUGUUAUUAACACAGGACAGGCAGAGUAGUGAUGGUGAUCUGAUGGAAUUGAUGGGAAACCUGCUGGAUCACCUAAAAACCAGGAGUCACCAGUUGGAACAUACCAGUACACUACUACACCAUCAGAUGUUAAACUUUAGUAGACGACUUGGGGAUAGAACGAAUACAGACCAGAAGACCUGA